Coccomyxa subellipsoidea C-169 is the source of this 1407-nucleotide messenger RNA. RefSeq lists its product as hypothetical. Gene Ontology annotation, molecular function: diacylglycerol O-acyltransferase activity. The transcript is spliced from 7 exons. Gene Ontology annotation, biological process: triglyceride biosynthetic process. Lineage: Eukaryota; Viridiplantae; Chlorophyta; Trebouxiophyceae; Coccomyxaceae. Gene Ontology annotation, cellular component: endoplasmic reticulum membrane. The record is from RefSeq and is a predicted model, not a curated record. Bases 1 to 1407 code for a protein of 468 amino acids.
AUGUUCUUUUGCAUUGCAGGCAUCCUGAACCUGAUGAUGCUGAUCCUGGUGGCGGCCAAUGCGCGGCUGAUAGUGGAGAACCUGUUGAAGUACGGCGUGCUGACCAGCCCCGCCAACUGGCUCAAAUGGCUGGUACCCAGCGGCAAUUUCCCGCUACUGCUGUGCUGGCCUGCCCUCGCAAUGUUUGUCCUUUUCGCCAAUCUCAUUGAGCGCAUUGGGCUUGCACGUCUGAAGACUGAGAAAAAGGCGUCCACGGCGAAGAAGAAGAAGGAGCUGCGGCCGAGCGACGCGCGGCGGCUGGCAGCCAAGAUGGGCCGCUCGACGGAGUGGUUGCUGUUUACGCUGCACGUGACCAACCUUUUCUUAACGCUGGCGGUGCCUUGCUACGUCGUAGAAACGACCCAUGCCGAGCCGGUGCCCGGGUUCUUCGUCGUCGUGUGCACCGUCAUCCUGUGGAUGAAGCUGGUCUCCUACGCGCACUGCAACUACGACCUCAGGUCGCGCAGGCGCGUGGCGGACCACCGGUCGCACGAGCGGCAUGGCAGCCCGAGCGAGCCGGACAUAGCGGAGGAGGGGGUCUGGGACGGGGUGGCCCUGGUGUCCUACCCCAACAACCUGACCCUGGCCAACCUGGUUUCCUUCCUGCCGCUGCCCACGCUAAUCUACCAGCCCUCCUACCCGCGCUCCACCCGAUUCCGCGGCCGCUGGGUGCUCUGGUACGCGGUGCGGCUGGUGGCGCUGGCAGGCGUGAUGCUGAUAAUUACAGAGCAGUACCUGCAGCCCACCAUCGCCAACAGCCUGGUGCCCCUGCGCCAGCUCAACUGGCCACACAUGAUUGAGCGCGUGCUCAAGCUGUCGCUGCCCACGCUGUACGGCUGGAUCAUCAUGUUCUACUGCCUCUUCCACCUCUGGCUCAACAUCCUCGCCGAGCUCACCUUCUUUGGCGACCGCGAGUUCUACAAGGACUGGUGGAAUGCGACGGACAUCAGCGACUACUGGCGGCUGUGGAAUUCGCCGGUGCACAAGUGGAUGCUGCGCCACGUCUACUACCCGGCCCUGCGCGCCGGAGUGCCGCGCGUGUGGGCCGGAACGCUUGUCUUUGCCGUGUCAGCCUUCUUCCACGAGCUGCUGAUCGGCCUUCCGCUGCACAUGGUCCGCUGCUGGGCCUUCGUCGGCGUCAUGUCACAGGUGCCGCUGAUGUUUGCGACGGGGUGGCUGAAGAAGACGCUGCGCAACGACCAGAUCGGCAACUUCAUAUUCUGGAUCACCUUCUGCAUCGUGGGCCAGCCUACCUCCAUUAUCCUCUACUACCAUGACUGGGUCAUCACCAACCGCCCCUCCUGGCUGCCCCCCGCCCUCCACCCCUCCGGCCCAGCCUCCAACCUCACCCCGCACCUCAACCUCUGA